Coffea arabica (coffee) is the source of this 1224-nucleotide messenger RNA. RefSeq lists its product as uncharacterized. Gene Ontology annotation, molecular function: RNA-DNA hybrid ribonuclease activity; nucleic acid binding. Lineage: Eukaryota; Viridiplantae; Streptophyta; Magnoliopsida; Gentianales; Rubiaceae. The record is from RefSeq and is a predicted model, not a curated record.
AUGGCUAAGAGGCAAAUGAUCCUUUCUGAGUUCGACAUUGUCUUCACAACACAAAGGGUAGUCAAGGGCCAAACCAUAGCAGAUCAUUUGGCAGAAAAUCCAAGAGAGGAUGAUUACCAGCCAUUGCAUACCUACUUUCCUGAUGAAGAAAUUCUAUUCAUUGGAGCAGUUGAGGACAUGAGUGAGCAGUAUCUUGGAUGGAAGUUAUUUUUCAACGGUGUGCCAAAUUCUUUUGGAACUGGAAUUGGAACAGUUUUAGUGUCACCAAGGAAACACUAUCCUGCUAUUGCCAAAUUACGGUUUCCUUGUACCAACAACAUGGCCCAGUAUGAAACUUGUAUUUUUGGAUUGAAAAUGGCAUUGGACAUGGAGAUCAAGGAUCUGAUAGCAUUCAGUGAUUUCGAUUUACUUGUGCACCAGACACUUAAGCAGUGGGUAACUCGAGAUUCAAAAAUUAUGAUGUAUCAUUGUAGUUUGCUUAGUUUGGCCAGUAAAUUCAAGAAUUUGGAACUCAGACAUAUUCUUCACACUCGUAAUGCCUUUACUAAUGCUUUAGCUACUCUGUCUUCGAUGAUCCAACAUCCAGAUGAGCUAGUGAUUGAACCUAUACAAAUUCAACUUCAGGAUAGGCCAGCGCACUGUCUGGAAAUGAAAAGGGUCUCUGAUGUUCGCCCUUGGUACAAUGAUAUUAAGGAAUUCAUGAAAACGGGAUCCUACCCUCCUGAUGCUGAUUCUGUUGUAAAAAGUUUCUUAUGCAGAUUGUCAUCAAGAUUCUUUUUGAAUGGAGAAGUGUUACACAAGAAAACAUCUGAUUUGGGCCUUCUGAGAUGCAUCAAUGAAGAGGAAGCCGAUUAUAUGAUGAAGGAAGUACAUAUUGGAGUUUAUGGGCCACACAUGAAUGGGCAUCUACUGGCUAAGAAAAUCAUGAGAUCAGGGUAUUUUUGGCUUAUUAUAGGGCAUGACUGUGUAAAUUUUGUCAGAAAGUGUAUCAAAUGUCAAAUGCAAGGUGAUGUUAUACGCGCUCCUCCUACAGAGUUGCAUAGUAUGACUGCUCCGUGGUCAUGUUCGAUGUGGAGAAUGGAUGUGAUUGGAUCUAUUGAUCCUUCUGCUUCAAAUGGACAUCAAUUCAUUCUAGUGGCGAUUGAAUAUUUCACUAAAUGGGUUGAGGUCGCGUCCUAUAAGCAUGUGACUAAGAAAGUGGUGUCAGAUUUUUUUGAGAAAUAA